This is a messenger RNA of Passer domesticus (house sparrow), 1845 nucleotides long. RefSeq names its product G protein subunit alpha transducin 3 (gene GNAT3). The transcript is spliced from 8 exons. The record is from RefSeq and is a predicted model, not a curated record. Lineage: Eukaryota; Metazoa; Chordata; Aves; Passeriformes; Passeridae. The coding region runs from base 54 to 1118 and encodes 354 amino acids. Gene Ontology annotation, biological process: sensory perception of sweet taste; adenylate cyclase-modulating G protein-coupled receptor signaling pathway; detection of chemical stimulus involved in sensory perception of bitter taste. Gene Ontology annotation, cellular component: photoreceptor inner segment; heterotrimeric G-protein complex; photoreceptor outer segment. Gene Ontology annotation, molecular function: G protein-coupled receptor binding; G-protein beta/gamma-subunit complex binding; GTPase activity.
CUGGUCUGAUAAGAAGUAAAUCAGCUGCAUAAGAGAAUUUUUAACAUCUCAAGAUGGGCAGUGGAGCCAGUUCAGAGAGCAAGGACUCAGCCAGGAGAUCCAGAGAACUGGAAAAGAAACUCCAGGAAGAUGCAGAGAGGGAAGCCAGGACAGUCAAACUACUACUGUUGGGUGCUGGAGAGUCAGGAAAGAGCACUAUUGUAAAGCAAAUGAAAAUCAUCCAUAAAGACGGCUUCACCUACGAGGAACGCAUGGAGUUCAGACACAUCAUUUACAGUAACACAGUGCAGUCUAUCCUGGCCAUUGUGAAAGCAAUGACUAAGUUAGGAAUCAGUUAUGAAAACCCUGAUAGAAUUGAAGACGAAAAGAAGCUGUGUGCCAUGGCAACAGCUCUGGAGGAUGGCAGCAUGUCUUCUGAGCUGGUGGAGCUCAUCAAGCAGCUGUGGCGCGACGGUGGCACCCAGGCCUGCUUCGCGAGGGCAGCGGAGUACCAGCUCAGCGACUCCGCGGCAUAUUACCUCAAUGAUUUGGACAGGUUGGCAAUGCCAGACUAUGUCCCUACUGAGCAAGAUGUCCUGCACUCCCGAGUGCAGACAACUGGGAUUAUAGAGACUCAGUUUUCUUUCAAGGAUUUAAAUUUCAGGAUGUUUGAUGUGGGUGGACAACGAUCGGAAAGAAAAAAGUGGAUUCACUGCUUUGAAGGAGUUACUUGCAUCAUAUUCUGUGCUGCACUCAGUGCCUAUGACAUGGUUCUGGUGGAAGAUAAAGAAGUGAACAGAAUGCAUGAAAGCCUUCAUCUGUUCAACAGUAUCUGCAACCAUAAGUGCUUUGCAGCCACUUCCAUUGUGCUGUUCCUGAACAAAAAAGAUCUCUUUCAAGAGAAAAUAACAAAAGUUCACCUGAAUAUCUGCUUUCCUGAGUAUAAUGGACAAAAUACAUUUGAAGAUGCUGCAAACUACAUCAAGAAACAAUUUCUAGACUUGAACAUAAGGAAACAAGAUAAAGAGAUAUAUUGUCACUUGACCUGUGCCACAGACACUCAGAAUGUCAAAUUUGUAUUUGAUGCAGUCACAGACAUAAUAAUCAAAGAAAAUCUGAAAGACUGUGGGCUUUUCUAACCAUUCAUUUUCUUGCUCAGAGUUUCAGUCCACUUUUUUCUCUUCAUCUGAUGUGCUGACUGAAUAAAAAAAAUCCUCUAGGUAAGAAGCUGUAUCAGUUAGGCACCUGUUAGUAUCAGUGGAGUUCUGGGUUCUGCCUAAGCAUUGCAGACCAACACGGAUCUUCCAGAUAUCAUAGGGAGAUUUAAAAAAAAACUUCCUGUUCUACAAAGAUGACAGCUGCUAAUAAACCCUGCUGGAAUCAAAGUCACAAUCCUAUUUAAAUCAGGAUCACAGAGUCAUAGAAUUCUUUGCUUUGGAAGAGACUUUAAAGAUCAUCUAGUUCCAACCCCCAUGCCACAGGCAGAGAUGUCUUCCACUAGACCAGCAAUCAGCACUUCUCAGGAGACUGGGAACACCUCAAUGCCCUGUGUCUUCUAGUGAUAGAAUGAAAAAAAUUUAUAAUGAGGUCUAAAGAAAAUUAUAGCUUUAAACAGUAUCAAUACAUAAUUUACAUUUUGCUUUGUAUUCAUGUUAUAUAAACAACUGAAAGUGACAUGCCAUUAUUCAGCAAAAGCAAACCUCCCAGACUUAGAUGGUGUAUGAUGAAAAGCAGCGCAAAUCUGAAUAUUUAAUUAUAUUGUUUCAUUAGAAGAGCUGAGGGGCAUAUGCACAAAACUGCACACAUACAAAGUUGACAAAAUUCCCAGAAAAAUUAAACACAGUAAGAUGGAGGCAAGUUUUGUAA